ACCGAGAUGGCUGCUCAUCUUCUACAUGUUUUUGCCUUAUGCUUGAUCAACGGAGCGAUCGCAUCCGAAUGGAGCUAUGCCGAUAAAGACCAGUGGCCUGUGGAGUUCCCUGUGAGCUGCAACGGGCAACACGAGUCUCCCAUCAACAUCGUGAGACUGCAGACGAGGUGGGCCUGGCUUAGCCCGGCCAUGCCCUUCCAAUUUACCGACUACCACACGGUGCCUACAUCCAUGACUGCGGUCAACAACCACCACACGUUAUCAACAACUGCUACGUAUGUCACGAAGCCUCGCAUUAGCGGCGGUGGCCUCCCAUACACUUACGAGUUCGUUAACUUCCACUUCCACUGGGGGGCGGACGAGUCCCAGGGGUCUGAACACACCAUCGACACUGUUCAGUACCCGCUCGAGCUCCACAUCGUGCACUCCAGGGUAGAUGAGACUAUGGAUGUAGCUCUUACCCAACCGCAUGGUUUGGCGGUGCUUGGAAUUUUUUUCGAACUUUCGAUGAGCGACAAUCCUGCCCUGGAGCACGUGCUGAGCUCUAUCGACGUCAUCAACGCCGCACCAGAUCUUACGGCACAAGUCGUGAAUCCGUACGCGCUGGCUUCGCUGCUACCCGACGACGUGCGCCGCUUCUACCGCUACGACGGCAGCCUCACCACGCCCGUGUGCAACGAGGCCGUCGUCUGGACCGUCUUCGCGCAGCCCCUCCACGUCUCCAGGGCUCAGCUGGACAAACUGCGUAGUCUGGCUGACGGCCACGGCGGACAACUCCAGAACAACUUCCGCAACCCGCAGCCGCUGAAUGGCAGAACCGUUUACCGGACUUGGCCGUAGUCGACGACUCGUUGCAACACCACGCCUUAAUUACUCGAGGUUCUCGGGGCAGAUACUAAUUUGAUCACAAUAAGCAGUCGCCAAAUAUAUUAGUAUGAGCGGGCAAUUACGCUCAUUUCGACCUAGUUAGUUCUUAAAAAUUGCUAUGUAAAUUUCAGUGAUUACAUUCGAGCCGCCGAGAUUAUUUUAUUCAAAUAAUAGAGAUUAUUUUAUUCAAAUAAUCAUAAUCGGGUGGCCAUUUGACCUUUAUACUAUCUAGAAUAAUAACAUUCGAUGGAAUUUAAUUGGCAAUAGCUUUAAUAUUUUCAUACUAU
This is a messenger RNA of Hyalella azteca, 1154 nucleotides long. RefSeq names its product putative carbonic anhydrase 3. The transcript has 8 exons. The coding region runs from base 7 to 840 and encodes 277 amino acids. Gene Ontology annotation, molecular function: zinc ion binding; carbonate dehydratase activity. Lineage: Eukaryota; Metazoa; Arthropoda; Malacostraca; Amphipoda; Hyalellidae. The record is from RefSeq and is a predicted model, not a curated record. Gene Ontology annotation, cellular component: plasma membrane.